This is a messenger RNA of Trichobilharzia regenti, 1419 nucleotides long. The record is from the annotation of a GenBank genome assembly. NCBI's taxonomy places the organism in Eukaryota, Metazoa, Platyhelminthes, Trematoda, Strigeidida, Schistosomatidae.
AUUUACAGUGCUACGCGACACAUAGCUUAAUUCGAAUUCAUCAGUAAUCUCUUGAUAAUCUUGAAGUUUGUGCCAAAGUUGUUGUCUAAAUGGAGAUUGAAGGCAUCAUAAUUAAACAAAUCAGCUCAGAGAACGCAAUCAAAACAAAAACACUUUCAUUCAGGUUUACCAUUCCUAUCAAGUAAUUGACAACACAAAAUAAAAAUGCAUAACUAUAUAAACCUCUGAUAAACUUUCUCAACAAACACGUCAAGCUUGAUAUUCGGCUUGAAUUUUGCACUAGUCACUGUCUCAUUGACGUAUUCUUCAGAGAGUUAUCGUCUCAUCUAGUGAAAGAAGAACGGACACUUUUACUUCAUCUAGUCGACACAAGUAAUUCAAGUAGGUGGAAUUUGGUUUGACAGUGUGAAAACAGCUUUUGUGAUUACAAAUCUGAUUUGAUAAUAUGAGGUGUCUACUACUCAGUGUAUUACUGUCUGUUCUGGUCAUCAGCAAAUAUAUAUAUAUAUAUGCAUAUAUUUAAAUGUAUACAUAGUUGUAUCUGUCCAGAACAAACUGCAACAUGUGUUACUUCUUACUGUUAAUCACAAGUUUCAUUCUUCUUCAUAUUCAACAAUCCACACAAAACGACUUACAGACUCUUUUGAUGAGGAGAACUUUAAUACAAAGUAAACUAAGAUGGAAUGCAGUAGAUUUGCAGAAGAACAAUGCGACUUUGCUAAAUAUAACGAAAGCAUUACAAGAACGAAUAGAAAAUAUUAAUAUUCAACUGUCACCUGAUGGAUUGUCUAUAAAUGACUAUGCUGCUUGUACAGGAAAACUGUUGGAAGCGGAAACUGGAUUCGGACUUAUGCAGAAUCUUGUGGAAGCUAUUGAGAAAGAAGAGAAUUUCCGAUACAUUGCCAAUGAUAUUGUGAAAAUGAAAGAGUGCUUUCAAAAUAAGAAAAAGAACUAUGAAGGAAUUAUCAAAGGUAAUGGAUGGGAAGCGUGCUCACUUACUCAUCCGGAGCUCCUCCAUGAGGAAAUUGAAGAAAUGACCAACAUGAUAGCUGAGCUGUAUAGUGAAAUCAAAGAACAAGCCGAGACUGUAUUUCGACGGAAAUUAUACACAAGCAGGUCAAAUGAACUGGAGAAAUCGAUAGCUACAGAAUAACUGCGUCCCCGGAAAUCAUCAUUUCUUCUUAUCACUCAAUGACUUGUGAGAUGAUACAGUGUUGAGCGACAAGUUCCGACCUUGAAAACAUUCACAUUUAUUAACUAUUUCUAUCAUUAACAUUGUUGGUAAUUAUUCCAUUCGAAUUGUUCCAUUCUUCUGAAAUAAUGCUGUCUUAAUUCACUGUGUAAUAUUUAACGUUUGAAACAUCAAAGUGUGAAAUGAAAGUAAUAAAAGCAAGAAACUGCGAACAACCACUGCUUUUG